AUGACCCGUGUGUUACUGGAAUUGAUAACUUUGGAAAAGCAAGAUGGGAAUUGUAGAGGAAAAAGUUUGAGUGAGGAGGGAAAAAAAAAUGUUCUCAAAGAAUUAGCAAAGCAGUAUCCAUUGAACUUAACUUGGAACAAAAUUAAGAAUAGGUUAGACACUUUGAAGAAGCAGUACGAACUCUAUCGUAAAAUCACGUUUGGAUCAACUGGUCUUGGGCAUAAUUCAAGGACAAGAACUCUUGAUGCACCUGAGCAUUGGUGGAGAGACAAAAUCCUGGCUUAUCCCGAAGCAGCGAAACUCCGUUCGAAUCCACUACGGAAUCUUCCGCUUCUUGAUGUGGUUUUCCGAGAUGAAACUGUCGUGGUUGAGGAGUCAUGGCAACCAAGACGUGGUGUACACCGUCGUCUUCCACCAGUUGACUCUGAAAAUGAGUAUACGAACAAUGAAGAUGGAACUGAAAGACAUGAUACAAGGCAGGAUUAUUCACGUGAUCCUUCAGAAAUACAAGAGCAAGACUGGUUCCAAAACGAACCAUUGGAAGAGGUUCCAGAUCUGCCUGAGGUGGAACCAUCGUUGCAACCAGAACAUGAUUCUUUCACACAACCUCGAGUGAAAAGUGCAACUCGUAACCGUAAGCGUAAGCAUACUCCAGAGAACUCGACGCUCGCCCGUAUUGCUGCGACUAUGGAAGAGAGGAAUGGUAUUUUGGAACAGCUGACAUCAUCUAAAACCGAGGCAAAGAACUCUACGGAAGAACGCAUGGCUCUUGUUGUCAAGUAUGUGAGGGCGGUACCUGAUCUAGUACCUAUGACACCCCUUUAUUGGGCAUCUCUUGAUCUUAUUGCAAUAAACGAUGUGGUGCGGGGAUUGUUUCUCGCUCUUCCGGAUGAUGAAAAGUUACCUUUUCUGAAGCGUCAAACCAAGGAGUCUCGCAAUGACUUCUUUGAUGAUUAG
Molecule: messenger RNA, 957 nt
Organism: Microthlaspi erraticum
Lineage: Eukaryota; Viridiplantae; Streptophyta; Magnoliopsida; Brassicales; Brassicaceae
Source: the annotation of a GenBank genome assembly